GUAAAGUUGCAUUGAUAUAUGAAAUACCAGUAUAAUAUUUGCAGCUUGUAGAUAUAUGCGCUAUAAUCAAAUUGGUCUUGCACAUUAUUCGGACAAAGACUAGGAGCCGGAUAUUUCCAAAUUAAUUUUCUGUGGUUUGUGGUAUAGUUCAUUGGCAGAUUUGUUUUCAAUGUACAAAUUACAUACAAGUAACUUAGAAAAAACAAGGUGACCAUUGGAAGGAAGUUAUGAGAACACUGCAUGGAUCCUUACUGAAGACAGAGCUACUAGUUAGACUGUUCCUCAUUAUAUUUUUCUUUUACACCGACAAGGCUCCUGGCUUUGUGAGGAAGAUCCAGAAAGAAGAGUACUGGUUAUAUAACUUUCCACGUACAAUCAGUUACUAUCCCAGUGCAUACCUAUGGCUUACAGUAUUAUUCAGUCCUUUGAUAACAGUGUGGAUUGUUUAUUUCUUCACAAAGGAUAAAGUGGAUGCUGUCCAAUCAUUACUAGGUUCUUGUCUGUCCAUAUUCCUGGCAGGAAGUAUUACCAAUGUUGUCAAGAUGGGCGUGGGCAGACCUAGACCCGACUUCCUGGCUCGAUGUUUCCCUGACGGAGAUAUAGAUGAUUCUAUGAUAUGUAAGGGAAACGUGAAAGAUGUUAUAGAUGGAUAUAAAAGUUUUCCAAGCGGACAUUCAGCACUAAGUUUCUCCUGUCUAGGAUUUCUCUCCCUUUAUGUGGCUGGAAAACUUCAUGUAUUUAACCCUACUGGUCGAGGAAGUGCAUGGCGUCUUAUGUGUGUGAUAUUUCCAUUGCUAUGGGCAACAAUGAUAGCAGUAUCUAGAACAGCUGAUUAUCAUCACCAUUGGCAAGAUGUGACAGUCGGCAGUAUAUUAGGUCUGACCAUUGCCUAUUUGGUUUACCGCAUGUAUUACCCAUCCUUACAGAGACUGAACUCUCAUGUGCCAUACGUGUCAAUAUCACCAGCUGAUACACAGAUACCGUACAUAGAUCACCGAAUGGACACACCGCUUACGCCAUUAUCCCCUUCUCAUACUACAGAUAUAGAGCAGCUGUUGAAAACUGUCUAGUGUCAUUUUAAUUUAUUCAAAUAGUUGCACAACUUAUGUGAUCAUUUUUUUAAAAUCAUAAUAACAUUACAGUCGAAAUACAGUAACAGUCAAACCUCAUUUGCUCGAACUCAACGGGACCGGCAAAAUUUGUUCCAGUAUUAGUAGUUCAAGCCAUCAAACAAUAUAUAUUAUCCCUUACCCUGCUGAAUUUCUGUAAUGGACUUGUUCAUCUUACAAUUAGGACUGUUCCAUUAACUGUUUAAAGGGAUGCUUACCAAAAAGAUCCUGACUGAAUGGCGAACAGUGCAGAUCAUGAUGAGACUGCACUGAAGUGCAAUCUGAUCAUGAUCUACACUGGUCGAAAAGGAAGAAUCAAUCAUGUCCAACAUGGUAAGGGUUAUACAGGGAUUUUGCUAGGACCUGUCACUGAGUUUGAGCGAAGGGCAGUGCACAUAUUAUGCAAGUCCAAACAAACUAAGUUUAACUGUAAUUGAAUUUAUUGAAAAUCAAAAGUUCUGCUGAACUUGUAAGUUAAUUUUGAAUCAUAUUAGCUUGCCAUUGAGUUUGUCUACCUCAGUUCUCUGUUGUUCUGAAGAGCUGAAUGUUGAAUGAGUUACUGUGAAGCAGUAGUGGUUGUAGAUGGACCAAAGCAUUUAUGUAGAUCUUUAAUAUUUUUGUUUUUGAAAUAUUACGUAGUUAAGAGACCAGGAAGCUGUUUAGUAAUACUGUAUAUGAUACAUUUUUUUUGUACAGUCACAGUAUAUGUAUUAACUUUUUUCAUAAAAAUCUUUUUUCCAAGAGUUAUGUAUAUAGUAAAGUGGUAAGACGUAUUUGCAAGGUCACGUGCCAUUCAAACUUUGUAGAUAUAAUUUGCAAUGCGCUUUAUUUAACUGCAUAUUUAUAUUUUAUUGUACAGUUUCCACUCUAUUAGAUUAAAAUUUUGUGAGAGUAUAUGAAAUAUAUAUAUAUAUACCUGGCAUGUUGUUUAGCUGGAAAAUAGUUGUAAGGCAAAGGAUAACAUUUUGAGUUUUAAGAUAGAUAAAUUUUCUUAAACGGAAUAGAAAAGUACAGUAAAACCCCACAUUAAGACCACCCCUAAAUUAAGACCACCUCAGUAUUAAGACCACUUUUUUUCCAGAACAGUAUUUUCUCUUUUACAUUUCAAUAGUCGCAAACCAUCUGUGAUACUAAUUGUUCAACAAACAACCAUUUUGAGGUUUCAGUACAAUUUAUUUUUCAUUUUUGAUAACUUGUUAUUUCUGUGAAAUUGUUUGAUUUUGUGAUCAUGAUAUUUCACGAUUUUGGUCAAAACAGCUAUUUCACUGGGAUAUGAAUUUGAAGAAUCCAAGUGUUGAACAGAAAAUAAAUUAGAAUUUGACUUGUUUGUUAAGAUUAAGGUAAUGGACUCAUAACAACAAUUGGCCAAUAACAAAUUAUCCAUAUGUGAAUUUGGAAUUUUCCGACUUUUUGUGCGAAUAUAUGUGAGUGUUAAUUGAGCUACAUUUACAUCUGAGGAAUGCUAAAUUGCUUAAUGAGAUUAAGUAAUCAAGCAGGCAUUGCUUAUGCAUAGGAAAUAGAGAUCAAUAUAAUUGCACCUUUACUAAUCCUACAGGUGUUCUGUAUUACAAAAGUGCUUCUAUUGUGACAAUUUGAUACAAGUAGAACUGUAUUAUCUGCACUAUUAGUUACUUACUGGUACUUCAUUUUAUUAUUGGUUUGUUAAAAGUUGAUUUUUAUGCCCCCGAAGGGAGGCAUAUAGUUUUUGAACCGUCUGUCGGUCUUUCGGUCUGUCGGUCCGUCGGUCUGUCAGUCUGUCAGUCUGUCGGUCUGUCAGUCUGUCCGCAAUUUUCGUGUCCGGUCCAUAUCUUUGUCAUUGAUGGAUGGAUUUUCAAAUAACUUGGCAUGAAUGUGUACCACAGUAAGACGACGUGUCGCGCGCAAGACCCAGGUCCGUAGCUCAAAGGUCAAGGUCACACUUAGACAUUAAAGGAUAGUGCAUUUAUGGUCGUGUCCGGUCCAUAUCUUUGUCAUCGGUGGAUGGAUUUUCAAAUUACUUGGCAUGAAUGUGUACCACAGUAAGACGACAUGUUGCGCGCAAGACCCAGGUCCGUAGCUCAAAGGUCAAGGUCACACUUAGACUUUAAAGGAUAGUGCAUUGAUGGGCGUGUCCGGUCCAUAUCUUUGUCAUCCAUGGAUGGAUUUUCAAAUAACUUGGCAUGAAUGUGUACCACAGUAAGACGACGUGUCACGCGCAAGACCCAGGUCCG
Messenger RNA from Mercenaria mercenaria, 3319 nucleotides. Its product is annotated as phospholipid phosphatase 5-like. Gene Ontology annotation, biological process: phospholipid metabolic process. Gene Ontology annotation, molecular function: phosphatidate phosphatase activity. The record is from RefSeq and is a predicted model, not a curated record. The transcript is spliced from 8 exons. The coding region runs from base 228 to 1070 and encodes 280 amino acids. NCBI's taxonomy places the organism in Eukaryota, Metazoa, Mollusca, Bivalvia, Venerida, Veneridae.